Messenger RNA from Emericellopsis atlantica, 2586 nucleotides. RefSeq names its product ADC synthase. Lineage: Eukaryota; Fungi; Ascomycota; Sordariomycetes; Hypocreales; Bionectriaceae. Gene Ontology annotation, biological process: L-tryptophan biosynthetic process. The record is from RefSeq and is a predicted model, not a curated record. The coding region runs from base 250 to 2586 and encodes 778 amino acids. The transcript has 2 exons.
GUCUCACCAACCUUAUCACGACGCCAAGAGUCAUGACUGUCAGAGGCAACCUCUCGUCCAUGUCCGCUCUUGAACCAUGCUUUGAUCAUGCUGCAAUGGUCAAUGCGAUCUCAGCUCAGCCAUGAUCGCACAUUGAAGUUUUGGUUUCGUCUAUUUACAUGAGCCAUUCUGGCCUCACACUCAUCGGGGAAUUCCUCCCAGUCUUGAGUAGAGCAUCCCCUGGCCAGAUUCACCCCCCGACCUGUGACCAUGGCCAUCGCGGGACGUCUUGGCGGCCGUCGUCACCGAAUCCUCUUUGUCGACGCCUUUGACUCUUUCACCAACAAUAUCGUCGGACUGCUGGAGGAAUCCUGUGCGGACACGACGGUUGAGCUUGUGCACAUUGACGAUGCUGGCUUCCAGAAGAAUAUCGAGUCACGCAUCGAUCAAUUCGAUGCUGUAGUCGUCGGACCUGGGCCGGGCCAUCCCUCCAACCCGGAUGACGUUGGUUUCAUCAACCACCUCUGGCAGCUCAGCGAGGAGCGCAUGCUUCCCAUUCUAGGCAUCUGUCUCGGCUUUCAGUCGUUGUGCUUCGCCCACGGUGCCACGGUGGAAAAGCUGGCGAGAGCCAGGCACGGAAUCGUCAACAGGGUCACGCACCAAGACGAUGACAUCUUCUCCGGCAUCGGAGAUCUCGAGGCUACGCAGUACCACUCGCUCCGAGCAAACCUGGGCUUCGCGGCUGGCGAUGACCAUGUCUCGUGGACACCAUCCGAGACAUGUCCCGAUCUGCAGCCACUGGCAUGGGAUGUGGACGAUGAGCUGAACGGACCUAUUGUCAUGGGCGUAAGACACACGACGAAACCCUUCUGGGGCGUGCAGUUCCAUCCAGAGUCGAUAUGCACGAACAAGGCUGGCAAGGCGCUCAUUCAGAGUUGGUGGGAUCUGGCGCGGGACUGGAGUCGACGGAAUGGCAGGGAGGUAGCGCCGCGUUUGCAGGAGAAACAGGCAAACGGCACGGCUCAUAAAGUGGGAGGACAAAGCAAUAGCACCAGUAAUGGCGACGCUUCACCAGGAGAACAAGGUCACGGGCCCUUUGCCGAGUACCUCUUGUCGAUCACAGACGGAAAAAUCUCUUUCGAGCAGUCCGUUUCCAAGACGAUCGAGAAGCUGCAUCUGCCUCACGUCCUGGAAGCAUUAGGGCUGGCGCAGGAUCAAGUCCUGGUUCUCGACUCCCAAGGCCAUCCCUCUGGACGAUACAGCAUCAUCGGUCUUGUGAUGCCCGAUAUAACGGCCCAGGUCAGUUACCGCGUGGCCGAUAAGACCCUACGUUAUGCCACUGGUCCAACGAAGCAACAGUCUAUCCAAUUAAAGGGAAUCGAGGAAGUGUGGCCGGCAUUGCAAGACGCUCUGGAUGUGUUUCAACCUCCGAUCCCGUCCGCGUUCGAGAAGAACAUUCCGUUCUGGGGUGGUUUCAUGGGGUUCGUGUCCUACGAGGCAGGUCUCGAGGGCAUUGACGUGGCUGCUCAUCCGAGCUGUGAGGAGGGCACCCUUCCAGACGUCAGCUUUGCUUUCAUCCACCGGAGUAUCGUCAUUGACCACCAUGCCUCAAAUCUCGUCAUCCAGUCCCUCUUGCCCGACGACGAGGAGUGGCUGGCCACGACGAGCCGGAUCAUCGACCAUCUGUCCUCGGUGAGCGGGACCUCUGAUGCGGUCGGUACCGGCGUCUCACUAGAGGACAGAUCCCUCGAUCUUGCACUCUCGCGAGCCAAGGUCACGAGACCAGCAGAGCGAGAGUACAGGGAAAAAGUGCUUCGCUGUCAAGACUUUCUCGCCUCGGGAGACUCGUACGAACUGUGUCUCACUGACGAGACGACCAUUGAAAUCUCCGGAGAGAUUAACGAGUGGGAUCUGUACAAGCGCCUGCGUCGAAACAACCCAGCGCCCCACGGCGCUUUCCUGCGUCUCGGUAACAUGACGGUCAUUGGCAGCAGCCCCGAGCGCUUCCUCCGCUGGACACGCGGGGGCCAGUGUCAGUUCCGCCCCAUCAAGGGUACGGUGAAGAAGGGGCCCGGCAUGACGCGCGAACGUGCCCACGAGAUCCUCGACAGCUCCAAGGAAAGAGCAGAGAACCUCAUGAUUGUCGACCUCAUCCGGCACGAUCUCAGCGGCGUUAUUGGCGCGGACAAGACGUGGGUCUCCAAACUCAUGGUCGUCGAAGAGUACGAGACGGUGUACCAGCUCGUCUCGGUCAUUGAGGGCGAGCUCCCCGACAAGAGGGCUGGCCUCGAGGUGCUCAAGUCGUCCUUGCCUCCUGGGUCCAUGACGGGGGCACCGAAGAAGCGGUCCUGCGAGAUCCUGAGGGACAUUGAGAAGAGGCCGCGCGGGCUGUACUCGGGCGUCAUCGGGUACAUGGACAUUGGCGGUGCCGGAGACUUUUCGGUUGUCAUCAGGACGGCCGUCCGGGGGUCGAAAGACAGCACAUGGCGUGUGGGUGCUGGCGGUGCCGUGACCAUUCAGUCGACUGACGAGGCCGAGUUUCACGAGAUGGAGACCAAGCAGUCCAGUGUACUGGCAUCGCUCUUUCAGCAGCAGAAGAAGUCGUGA